UUUUUGGGUCCGUUUUUUUCCCCCCUGGAUACUACUUGUCUUUUUCUUCUUACCUCAUCGUUUUACUUUUUUACAUUCCUCUCCUGCUGUUCUCUCCAGUUUGGGUGAUCAUUAUUCCCUCGUUUCUUGUCGCCGUCUCUCCUCUCCUCCUUCCCUCUUUAAGUCUUUUCUGGCUAUGAACCAUGCUCUCCUCUCCUACUGUGAUUCUCCAGCCGUAUGGACUGCCUGUGUAUCCUCAAACUGCCUCCUGCUACCCGAGCAUUGUGCAGGGUGCCCCAGCUCAGGAGGCUGGGCCUGGCAGUGGUGAUCCCACCCUGCCCCAGGUUUAUGCCCCGCCUCCAACCUAUCCUGCUCCUGGACAAGCCCCACCCACUCCCGCUGGCCGACUUCCACCUCUGGAGUUCAGCCCAGCGCAUCCCGCCCCAGAGUAUCAGGACCACCACCAACUGAGGGUCUAUCAGAACUCCCAGCAUGAAGGAGCGGAGACCAUAAGUGCAAGCAGCACGGAUGAUUCUUUGGCUCCAGUGACCUCUGACCCACAGUCUCUCAGCGUUUCUGUAUCAUCAGGAGGAUCGGGAGGGAGUGGAGGAGAAGAGGAGGGAGCUGGCAAGACGCAACCAAAAAGACUUCAUGUUUCUAACAUCCCGUUUAGGUUCCGGGACCCCGACCUGCGGCAGAUGUUUGGGCAAUUUGGCAAGAUCCUGGAUGUGGAAAUAAUCUUCAAUGAGCGAGGAUCAAAGGGCUUUGGUUUUGUCACCUUUGAGAGUGCCAUGGAUGCAGACAGAGCCAGAGAGAAAUUAAACGGCACAAUAGUGGAGGGAAGGAAAAUAGAGGUAAAUAAUGCCACAGCCAGAGUGGUUACUAAAAAACCACAGACUCCACUGGUAAAUGCAGCUGGAUGGAAGAUCAAUCCAGUAAUGGGAGCAGUGUACGCACCCGAACUGUACACAGUUGCCAGUUUCCCAUACCCUGUAGCGACACCCACCUUGGCAUACAGAGGGUCUACUCUCAGAGGCCGCGGCCGAGCGGUUUACAACACCAUCCGCUCUGCAGCUGCUGCCACUCCAGCAGCUGUCCCUGCCUACCCUGGCGUGGUCUAUCAAGAUGGUUUGUACAGUGCAGAGGUCUAUGGAGGUUAUCCAGCAGCAUAUCGAGUAGCUCAGUCAGCCUCCGCUGCUGCUGCCGCCACCUACAGCGACGGGUACGGUAGAGUGUAUACCGCAACUGCAGACCCGUACCAUCAUUCCGUAGGACCAACUGCUACAUAUGGAGUUGGAACAAUGGCAAGUCUGUACAGAGGAGGAUACAACCGCUUCACACCCUACUGAGACGCAGGAGGUGCUGUUCACUUCGCCCUUCGAAGUUGGUGAUGCCACCGGAAGAGAGGUUCUCACAUCAAGCUGGGGAAUCGUUCCUUCCUUUCCCUUCCUUCCCUACCCACUAACCCCAGAACAAACUGUAUAUAAUGUAGGACAACAUGACUAUUUAUUCAACACCUGUCAAAAAGGUGAUUUAGUUGUAAAACGUUUACUUAACCUUGCGGCCAGUGUUGAUUGUGAUGCCUCAGGUCGUAGAGAAAUUGGGGGGAACUGAUGCAAUUCCAGGUCCGGAGUGCUGGAAUUUUGUCUUCCAGCUGCAAAACACAAUCUCUCGUGGUUUAUGCCAAAGCUGAGCAGCAGUAGUGUACCGUACUGUUACUGAACUGCCAUAUCAGAACAAUUGCUGUAGUGUUGUGCCUUAGAGGCACAGCAAACCGAUACAGCGACAGAAAUAAUUUGGUCAUUUUUAUGGAUAUGACCAUGUUGUGUUUUACAGUGUUUAAUUUUUGGUAAGCGUGCAAUAAUUUUAACAAAACUGGGGAAGUUUUUAAUAUAACCAUUGCGUAAAUGACAUUAGUGUGUAUGUUUGCGAGCACACGAGUAUAAAUAAUGUUUGCGUGUAUGCGUGCACAUUCAGGGGUGUGUGUGUGUGUAGUCAGUGGACAAUCUACAUUAUCGCAAUGAACCAGAUAUGGUGCGCCGUGUCGAUGCUCAUGAACUCAGAAAUGCUCCUGUCACCACCGUUCAUCGUCCAAAAUUCACUUCAGAACAGUCUACCUCCGCUUGUACAACUUUCAGUUUUCUUUCUCUGUUAAAAAAAAUUUUACCACAAAUUAAGAGGAGACGUGGCACACAGGCAUUAAGCACAGUAUACUUACGUCCAGUCUGCUCUAUUGCUCUUUAAUACAGACUUAAUAGUCUCUCUGCUGUAAUCACACCUUCUGCUUCAGUUUCUGUUGCGCUUGCAGGGCUUGUUAAAUUCUGUUUUCCUCUCUGACUUGCUGGUCCUUCAUAAUUUGUAUUUCCUGUCACUGCUUUUCCUUUCCAAAAGUCUCCUCUCUUUUGUCUUUUCUUUCCAGUCUGUUUUCUAUAGUGUUUGCGUUUUCUCAAUAAACCUAUGAUUUCUCAUGGUU
Messenger RNA from Scleropages formosus (Asian bonytongue), 2452 nucleotides. It is a transcript of the gene rbfox1l, whose product is annotated as RNA binding fox-1 homolog 1, like. Gene Ontology annotation, cellular component: nucleus; cytoplasm. The record is from RefSeq and is a predicted model, not a curated record. Gene Ontology annotation, biological process: regulation of alternative mRNA splicing, via spliceosome; nervous system development. The transcript is spliced from 12 exons. The coding region runs from base 183 to 1328 and encodes 381 amino acids. Gene Ontology annotation, molecular function: mRNA binding. NCBI's taxonomy places the organism in Eukaryota, Metazoa, Chordata, Actinopteri, Osteoglossiformes, Osteoglossidae.